Molecule: messenger RNA, 9043 nt
Organism: Anthonomus grandis grandis
Lineage: Eukaryota; Metazoa; Arthropoda; Insecta; Coleoptera; Curculionidae
Product: calsyntenin-1
Exons: 18
Coding region: 274-3084 (936 amino acids)
Biological process (GO): positive regulation of synaptic transmission; positive regulation of synapse assembly; homophilic cell-cell adhesion
Cellular component (GO): postsynaptic membrane; cell surface
Molecular function (GO): X11-like protein binding; calcium ion binding; kinesin binding
Source: RefSeq, a predicted model, not a curated record
CGAAUAAUUUACAUUUAUAGAUACAUUUUGUGUGCCACUGGCGUUUGGAUGGCGAACCUUCCCCCCUCCAUUAUGAAAAAUCGACCGGUCGGCGCGAGCGCCUCUCUCGCUAACUGCGCCAACUACCCGCGCGGCAAUCCGGGGAGUUGAGUUGAGAGCAACUCUUUUGCCCGUUCGUGACGUACCCGUAGUUUCCUCCUGAUAAUUUCGCGAUUAUUUACCAAAAAAAUUUGAGUAAAAAGUGCGCUGGAGCCGGAUAAAAACAUUCCAGACAUGAUUGUGGUGCGGGUGCUGUGUAUUUUUGUGCUCGGAUAUUGUGCCGCGGCCUCUGACAGUCAAGAAUUUAACACAGAUGACGCCCCACAUUUAGACAUAUCCAACCUCGAGAACGGCUACCACGGUAUCGUAAAGGAGAACGAGACGGUCGUGGAGGUGACACCUCCGAUUCGGGCAACCGGUGUCCAGGUGUGUCGAUUCCGGAUCGUAAACAAGCACCAUGGCGAAGCCCCUUUCGAAAUUGAGUUACGCGAAGAUGGACAUGCGGAGCUCAGGGCCAGGCGGAGUCUCAACUGUGAGAAGCGGAAGAACUACAAGUUUGAUAUUGCGGCAGUCGGUUGCAAUGGGAAACAAAGUGUCAGUGCCACUGUACAUAUCACAGUAUCGGACGUCAACGAGUACGCGCCGACGUUCACCGAACCGAGCUAUGUAAGGCAAGUAGAUGAGGGCAGGAUCUAUCCGGAAAUUGUCAGGGUAGAGGCUACUGAUAGAGACUGCACUCCCAAAUUCGGCGAUGUUUGUAAAUAUGAGAUAUUGACCAAUGAUCAGCCGUUUGUCAUCGAUAUUGAUGGAGUUAUCAGAAAUACCGAGCCUCUUGACUACGAACGUUCUCACAACCACAUUCUGAGCGUCAUAGCAUAUGACUGUGGAAUGCGUCAGUCUUUCCCAGCUUUGGUCACAAUCAAGGUAAACCGCGUAUGCAGACUAGGAUGGAGAGGGCUUCCAGAGAGAGUGGACUACGCUCCCAUGACUGGCAAGCAGGAGCUGUUCCCUAGCGCCAGCUUGGAACUGUGUGACGUCCCAUGCAAUGUUCGGGAACUGAGAGCCAGAGUGGACUUAGCUACAAGACAUAUUGGUAAAGGUUGUGACAGAGACACUUAUUCAGUCCAAUCACAGCGCAAACUGUGCGGUGCCUCACCGUCUGCCAUCGAUCUCUUACCAUCUCCAGGUGCGGGUGCCGAGUGGACCAAACCCUUAAUCUCAGACGAAGGACAUGAAUCAGACCAGAUGUUUGAAUUUGACGGGAGCAGCACGGCAGUUUCUAUCCCAAAUUCCGUUCUCGAUCAUAAUUUGCCCAGCACAUUUACCAUUGCUACUUGGAUGAGACAUGGAGAACAUAACGGACAAGAUAAACAUACUAAGGAACAUAUUUUGUGUUCUGCUGAUGACCAUAAUCCGCCUGUACACAAAACUUUUGAAAUGAACAGACACCAUUAUGCUUUGUUCGUGAGAAACUGCCGACUGAUCUUGCUGCUGCGUCGCGACUUUUCCGAAGGUGACUUGAAUAUCUUCAGGCCUGCUGAGUGGAGAUGGAAGAUUCCACAGAUCUGUGAUGACCAAUGGCAUCAUUAUGCGAUCAACGUCCGUUUCCCUGAUGUAGAAUUAUUCAUUGAUGGACAGGCGUUCAGAUCUGAAAAGAAAAAUCCCGAAGUGAUUGAUGACUGGCCAUUGCACCCGACAAAGGGAAUCAACACAACUUUGACGGUUGGGGCGUGCUGGCAGGGCUCCGAUAACAAAAUGAAGCACCACCUGAAGGGCUACUUGGCUGGUUUGAGUGUUCUUGUCGGCGAAAACGAAAAACCAGAGGUGCUUAACUGUUUGCACCAAUGCAAGGAGAGUCUGCAGGUACCCAGUAUGGAGCUUUUGCAACCGGGCAUGGAACUUCUUACAAACUCAGACCUAACUGAAGUGACUGUCGAAGGUGACAACCGCACUAACUUGGAAAUUCUCGUUCGCAAAAUCGGAUACGCUAAUACCCGAGAGUUUCCUACCCCGGGCAGAAGAAAUUUGAAGUUGACUACCACUGUCACAUGUGAUAAUGGAAAAACCGUGAAGGUUCCUGACGCGCAAACGUAUGUUAUGGUCCUAAGACCACAAACGCCUAGUAUAAACCUCAAUGGAACUGGAAAUAUGGCUAGGAAAUAUGAAGAUUUUCGAAUGGGCGUAAGAGUGCUGGCUGACAUUCAUAUUUCUGGCGAACAAAAAUUGGACAAAUGUCAAUUAACUAUUUAUCCUAACCUAAACCCUGACCACGAGAACUUGGCAGUACCAGAAGAAAUGCUAAAACACCUCGGUAUGGCUGCCCGUGUAUCCAAAGACGGCGUCACUAUUACUGGAUCUGAUAUGGUGUUUAAUUAUCAGCAGGUUUUGAGACAACUCGUUUACACUAACAGAAAGCCAGCAUACUAUCUUAAUAGAGUUUUUAAGCUGAGUUGUUCUGAAUUAAACGGUAGAUUUACCAGCAAUGAAUAUGUCCAGACGCUUACCGUAAUACACCCUCAACCAAAAGAAUCCAUAGUAGCUCACGCUAAAAUCAACAAACAUAACGUGGAAGUGAGACCAGCCUCCGUGAUUUCUCACGAAUAUGUCCAGGCCAAUCACUUGAAUCUGAUGGCUAGUGGAGGAUCCCACGCUGUCACCAUUAUUGUUGUUGUCUGUGUCGGUUUUUUGCUGUUCAUGAUCGUACUUGGUGUUAUAAGAAUCAGGGCUGCCCACCAAAAAUCGUCCAGUGACGAUGCCCAAGACGGUGAAAUGACUUGGGAUGACUCUGCUUUAACUAUUACUGUGAACCCAAUGGAGACCGCACAACGCAAACUGGACCGUAACGGCUGCACCUCUGGAGAUUUUUCGGAAUCCGAACAUUCCGAUUCGGAAACUUCGUCCGAUGAAGACGGACCUGGAGAUGGACCUUGCCGCAUCCGUGCUGACUCUUCAGAUGAGGACGAUGAUGACAUUCCAGCCUCCACAAGACGCAAGAGAGACUACCAAAAUGUCUCGCAGCUCGAAUGGGACAACAGCACGAUGUAAAUGGGUGGUUCAAAGGGUAGAAUGUUUACCAGGGGAUAGAACAAAAUGCGUUUUAUUACAGUGUUUCUGCUUUAUACACCGGCAACAACAGUAAGAAUUUCAGCUAUGUUAUUAUAUUUAUCUAAUUGUUGUACUCUCACAAGUUUAAUUAAGCCCAAUCCUUAGUGUUUAAUCAUAAUAUGUUUAAGUAUUACUCUAUAUACUAAAUAUUUGUGAAGCCCCUUAUUAUUCUACCAAAAAAAAAACAAAAUCCAUAUUAAAUGUCACGUUGCUGUGCCAUAUAAGCAACCUAAAGAGGCAACGUUCCAAAAAAAAAAUUUCGUUGCUCAAAAACACUGUUAGUGUACUACGGCUUUUACAAUUCAAAAAAAAGCUUAUAUUUUCUUUUGCCGUUUAAAAAAUAUAUGAUACCCUUUCGUGUAAUCUCUAACAGUGUUUUUUAAGCUACCCCCGACUUAAAAAUUGAUAUCAACAAUAAUCGUCCAUGAAAAUUAAUGUUAGAAAAAAAUAUAGUAUACAGUAUGUUGUAUAAUGUAUUCCCUUUACAUUUGAUUGUGUGUAGUAGGUAGGAUUUUAUUCAUUUUUGAGAGCUACUACCACACUAGUGGUAAACCCUUUUUUUAUUUUAGUUUUAACACUUAUUUGUAACCUAUUGUAUUUAUAUAUCCUCGCCAUUUUUAAAAUUUAAAUUUAGGUAAAUAUUAACUGUUUGUUGUAAACCUAAACCUUUCUAACCGUAAAAGUAUUAUUUUUCAAAUUUCGUGUUCGUUUUUUUGUUCUUUGGUGGUUAUUAUUUAUUUAACAGUAAUUUGUUUUAUUUUUACACCUAAUUGAUUAGAUUUAUUUUAUUGGGUAGAUAAACUGCACAUUUUAAAAAACCAUUUUUAGAUUUUUAUUAUAUCUCAAUAAAAAUAGUUAGGCCUGACUAUUUUUAGGUUUUCAGUCAUUUAGAUCAAACUGACUUGUUCAGAUAAACUAGAUGUUCUUUUCAAAAUUUUGCACAAUGAUUAAUUGAAGAUAUACAAUUAUUAAUAGAAAAAGUAUUCACAAAUAAAAAAUAGGCUAAACAGCUAGAUACGCUAUUGAAACAUCUUGAUUUGGCGACGAGCGACGUAUCGCAAUAUUCUGUUCUCUAUUACACAACCCUUUGGCGAUGAUGUAAACCAUUAUCAGUUAGUUGAGAUCAUUUAUUUCGCAGUUAUCAGUUGCAGUUCCGCAGUUAAACAGUGCACUGCUGAGUAUGGAAUAAAGCGACAAAUAAAAAAAAUACUGAGUAGUUUUUCUUUUUCCUUCAAUCGAUUUAUUGAAGUUCACAGUAGCACAAAACGUCAAUUUGCCCUCCAUUGUAAGUGGAAAGCCAAACCACUGCCAUUUAAAAAAAAAGCAAAAAAUUGACACUUCAGGUGAUUACCUGACGGACCUAUGAACCAAAAGCAAGGCACCAAGGUCAAAAAAAUAGAAAGAGCAGGGAGGGGGAGGGGAUAAGAUUAGAAGAUCUUGCAUUUUCCUUAAAGCUUAAAAAGCCCACAGCCUUCAAUCAAGGUCCCAAACAAAACAGGUUCUAUAAAACCCUCCCCAACCCCGAUAUGGGUACUGGCUUAGCAAAGCUAUGACUCGAAAAAAGAAAUAAAUUUAUAGUUCCAAAUCGACUAACACCCAACAAAAUGAAAAAUCAUUUGAAAACCAACUACAUCCAUUAGCUAGUAAAAAUGAGUCUUUUAAGAAACAGGUCGUUGAUAUGAACUCUAAACCCGAGGAGUGGAGGAGAUGUUAGGCAUAAAUCAACAUUUUACCAUAAAUAAUAAAAAUCUUUUAACGCAUUUGAUGAUGCUGAAGAGUUAAAUAAAAAAAAACUAGGACCCCGUAAGGAGAAUGCGGGAAUUUUGCCGACCCCACAGGACGUGUAGUAAACGUAUCUGAACUGGAAUACCAUGAAAGAACACUAAAUGAGGAGUUUGAUGCCCGAGAAUUACCAGAUGCAAAUCAAAUAAAAAUUACAACUUGACAAACCAAAGAAAUUACUUAGACCCAAAGAGAAACCCAUUGUUUAUGUCGCUGAAUAACUUAUCUCUACAGGGCAAAGGGAAGAUCUUCGAAACCAUUACCUUAAAAGUUCCAAAGGUUGUAUUAAGGGAUACGCCAAACUGAGAAAUUAAAUAUCACAUGAUUGCAGAUAAUAAGACCAAUAUCUUGAAAACCCAGAGGCAAAGAUUUGGCUUGGAGCUUUUUUGCAAAAAAUCCUCAAGAACAACAGAAAAUUAGUCAAACUCUUUAGGAAAAAUUCAAUGUAGUUCUAUUUAUUUUUCCUUGACGCGAAUUUCAAUCUGGAUGAGAUAAAAGAGGAACUGAAGAAAUGGGGGACUAUAUAUUAAAUAUAAUAUAUGCAAUAAAAAUUUAUUUAUUUUUUAUUAUAUUUUUUGCUUAUGAACUUCUAUACACCUCGGUAAUCAAUGUUGUUUUGAACGCUUUUUAGUCAUGCUAUCAGCAGUGGUAGAAUGUACUCUAUUUUUUUUCUAUAUCAACUGUUAUCUGGUUUGAAAUUCUAUCGCAAGUGGAUAUUGCAAUUCAAAUUCUUUGAAGUUGACUUAUUGCACGAAGGCGCCUAAGCGUUCCUAGAACUGGAACUGAGAGAUUAAAUAUUACACAACUGACUGACUGACUGAAGAAGUUGCACGCCAAAGCCGUGAGAGCGCGCCACCAGCGAUGCUUCGAUGGCGUAUAGUAGGAACAGUCAUACAGAUAGUUUAAAUACAAAGAUUUCUGAUUUUAUAUAUAACAUAUAAUACACACAUAUAAUACAAGCAAGAAAUGAAAGACAAAAAGGAGCAGUCUUAAAGAUUGAAAAAUCGAGACGUUUUUGAUUUUGGUUAAGAAGAACUCGUGCAAUGUGAUCCUCGUGUGGUAAGAACUUUUGAAUUCCGGUGUAAUUGCGUUAGUUUCUUGCUCUGUUUCCAAUUUAAAUUCGUGCAAAGGGCAUAAACUUUACUUUUAAGGUAUCCCAAUAAAAGAAGUCUGAUAGGGUUGUAUCGAGAGACCUUAUUGGGCAAUGUAUGUCUCCAAAGCGAAAGAAUAUCUGAAAUCCGGAAAUGAUUCACGUCUAGGUUGGGAUCGAGUAAAUUUGCGGCCAGAUUUGGGGUUGAGACCUAUACAAUAAUGGAUAUUUUUAUAGAGUACUGGAAGUAAAGCCUCUAAUAAACGUCUAGAAAAAUUUAAAUUAAUUAAGUAUUUAACCAUAUGUUUUCAAAUAAUACCUAUCUAUCUAGUUUUUCUGAUAAAUUAAGUUUAGAACAGGAAUCUCAAAAGCUAAAUGAAAAUCCCAACCAAAUUCAAAGCUUGCAGUAAAAUUUGCAGUUUAUCACCAUUUUUUUAACGUUUUUAACAGAGUAACUAAUACUGAUACUUACCAGCUUUUUUGUACUUAACUAGUUCGUAAGCUAAAUAGUUAGUUGUUGUACGGCCGUGUUUCCCCCCUAUCACUUAUUUUAAAAUUUCACUAAUAAUAAACUAUAUUUCAAUCAUAUCAAUUUUUUACGUGUGUGCAAUCACUAGCGGCUGUCCUUGUUUGGUGUUUUCGCAUAAAGAUCCCAACAAUUUUAUUUCAACGUUAUACCGCAGUUUUUUUUAAUAGAGUAUUUGCACCCUUGCAACAUUAGAAGUAAGAAACUGAAUCCCGCUUUUAAAAUUGUCUUAUAAAAACAUAGAGCAGGGAUUUUGUUUCUGAAAGUGUUAAAUUAAGGAUGUAUUUUAGCCUUAAAAUGUCUUUAUUCUAGGCAGUUUUUGUUCGGCCACCAGUUUUUUUUACGUUGGCAAUGGUUUGACAAUUUAAAAUUGAAAAUAAACUUGUAAACUGAAAAAUCACUACACAGGACCACAAAAUAUUUUUUUAAAUCUACCAGGCCUUUGAUUGAGGUUUUUUGGUUUGCUGAUCUCAAAUCCGAUUAGGAUUGAGAGAAAAUAUUCUAAAAGUCUUAUUAAAAAUGUAUGUAACAAGUGUGUAAAAUGAUCCUUUUUUUAUGAAUGGGAAAUUUGUCCAUUCCCUUGAAUUCGUCUCCUUUAUUUAAAAGAAAAAUUAGCAGCCACAUUAUUGAUCUCUGUUCGCCAAGUUAGCUCAAGACAGGCUUUUUGCAGAUUAGCUGGUUUAUAUUAUUACAAACUAUAUGAAAAUAUUAAGCACAUUUAGACAAUGUUAGUCUGUAGACUUAAAGCAAUCAAAUCAAAUUUUUGUUUCUUAUAGAUAUUAAAAUAUUUUGUAAUUACCGUAAUUUGAUUACAUGGUUAAGGUAGGAAGUGAUCUUUAACUUCGCCAUUUGCCAUUUAUAGUUUACACAUUAAUAAAAUACAGUAAUUAUUAUUAUUAUUAUUGACAGGUUUAAAUAUUUUGGUUCGGAAAAAAAAAUAUGCAUUUGUUUUCUUUUGUUAUAUUUAAGUAUCAGCAAAGAAUAUUUUUAACUGAAGAGAAUAUUCAAAUAAUACGAGAGCCAUUAGAGUAAGUUUGCCAUUCAAUACAGAAUUUUGGUGCGAAUUAAAUUUGUUCCAACUAUUAUGUCGAAUACUGUAUAUAGGCCAGCUUUAAAAUAAAGAUAAAAAUUAGGAAAAAAAUAAGUGGCUAAAAAGUACGUUUAUCCGACGUUUGUAAAUCAGAAUUUUUUUGUACUAUUUUUCUUAAUUUACUCUAAAUCCUAUUGUUCUGGUACAACUAUGAAGUUCAGCGAUCCAAAAAACACUUAUUCAGUACUUACCCAGUAAAUUCUAAAAAAAUGUUUUGUGUUCUGUAUUAUAAUCGUUGAUGUCAAAACUGUAAGCUGCCAAUCGAAAUCCCGUAAAUUUCGUGUUUUUUGCCUUCUUUACUCGCACAAUUCAUUUAUUUUCGAAUAUCUUUAUUCUCUUAAACAAAAUAAUUGUGUAAAUACAUUUUGCAGCUCUAGGAUUAUUUUUUUGUAACUGUAGGAAAAAUAUAUAUUAUAUUGGGUACUUGAAGGAGGAACUUAAGUAACAUUAUACAUAAUAUAUACCGAUUUUAAUGUUAGGAAAAUAAGAAAAAACUUUAGUUUUAUUUUGGGAUAUCGCUAAAAAAAUAAAUAUUGUACUACUUAUGUUAAAAGGCAAUAUUUGUGGUAGAUAAAUAUGUAAGAUGGGUGACCCACAUCUGUUUCAGACCACCCUGUUUGCAAAAUAAAAAAAUAUCAAUUGUUGAUGCAAUACUACUUUUACCUCUACGUGUAUUUAAAUUGUGAAACAUGACGAUUCUUCCUGCAUUUUAUGUUUGAAAUUUUAAAGUAACAUUAGACGUAGAACGCUGUGAUUUUUAACAAGAAAAUUUUGUUCUUUGACGCAGGAAUUUCUCAGUUGAAAUAUGGCGAUUUGUGACCAGCUCAGUGUUGUAGUAGUGUUUAGGCGAAUUUUGUUUAUCAGAAUAGUAAAUUUUAUCUGGCGUUCAAUCGUCUCAACCAGAUUUUCAGUUCUGUAAAUAAAAAUCGAUUAAAGCAGUAGUAAAGUUGUUAGGACAGUCUGUUGUUGUUUAAGAGAAAAUUUUAAUGGUAGUUGAUAGUUGGUCAAACGUUUUCUAUUGUCUUUUAUUGGUGUAAUGGUAGAUUUAGAGUAGGGAUUGAUCAAAUUUCGCCAUAUUUCAUCUUUUUUGCAUACAAGUAGCAAGUCCAAUGAAGGUACACUAUUUUGUAUUGAAAUACGUAAUAAAUAACUUACAUUUAGGACAUUCCAAUAUAAGAGUAAGUAACAGAUAAUUGUCAAAAUUCUACUGAUAGAGAACAUUUUUUAAUUAUGCUUUUAACGAGAGUUUUGACAGUGAUCAUCAAUGUAAUUUUAAUUUUAUGUAACGUAAAUACCAAGGAAAAGCUUUUUUGUGUGUUAAACUAAGGAAUCAGAAUCAAAUAACCAUGUCUUUACUUUAGAUGUAAAUCACAAUAAUUACGUAAUGAAUAAAUGUAUAUUAAAUAAAAAA